Messenger RNA from Rotaria sp. Silwood2, 207 nucleotides. The record is from the annotation of a GenBank genome assembly. NCBI's taxonomy places the organism in Eukaryota, Metazoa, Rotifera, Eurotatoria, Philodinida, Philodinidae.
GGUGUAUGUACACAAGAAUUAUGUUCAACUCGAGAUGAUAUUAAAAAAUAUGAAAAAUUAAAUGCAACAAUUAUUGCCAUUUCGGUUGAUUCAAUGUUUACAUUAGGAAAAUUUCGUGAAGAACAAAAACUUCCAUUUGAUUUAUUGUCCGAUUUUAAUAAAGAAGUUUCUCGAAAAUAUGAUUCACUUUAUGAAGAUUUUCCAUAA